AUGUUUUCAAUACCACAAGAGAUCAAAACACAAACUUCUUAUGUCAGUAAUCGCUUAAUAUCUUUAGGAUUCUUGGAUCUCGAUGAUUCAAUUGCCUUAUCUUCCCACUUGUUGCGCAAUAUUUCUCAAUCAAGUAAGCCCACUAAAAAUCAAACAGCCUUAACACCAACAGGCCGUAAUAAAAAAAAUCCGCCUCUCAACAGCUCCACCCCCCGUUCCAAAACAACCACAUCACCAGUAAACUCUACAGAUGCCGUAUCUCCUGUAAUAAUAACACAACCAGCAGCAACGGUGGAUACAGCAGCCUCCAAUGAUCUCAAAGUCCUAAACAUUAUAAGCUCACUUUUGUCAGCAAUCGAGUCUGACAAACAAACUCGUAAUACUUUGCUGCAAAAGGUCGAGAGCGCACGCAAAGAACAUGAAAUAAUGGAAGCCAAUCUGAAACACAUUGAAGCUAAAAACGAAGGACUACAAAGGCAACUGGAUUCUAUCAGCAAACUAAAUAGCAUCUUAGAGUCUGAUUUAAGAUCAUUAAACCUCCAAAACAAAUCCACACAGGAUGACUUAAUUAAGACAGUCAACCUGUAUGAAAAAGCUAAGCGAGACUUUCAGGUAGAGCUCAGGAGGCGAGAUGUUGAAGUAUCAAAGUUAAAACAACGGCUCCAAGAACCAUUUGCCCGGAAACUUGCCACUCCGGCCAUACGAUCAAAUGUUACCAUUUCCGUCCCUAUAUUUUCGACUCAUGAAGACCACAAAUCCGCCAUCGAUUUUGAAUCAUUAUCCCCACUACCACCAGACACAGUUCGUUUCCAAAAAUCAUCUGGAUCAUUUUCUCGAUUUAUAAACAAUCCGAAUUCCUUAUCUCAUAAUAACGAAAAUUCCUCUGAUUUAAAGGGAAUUAUAUCGCUAUCGCAUAUGACACCAAUCACAAAGAAAUGGCAAGAUAUUUUGGUAAAAAUAGUAAAAGACUUGGCUCGUGACAAUUCACUGCUAUAUGCAGCCAUUUACAAAAUUCAGGGUCUAAUAAAUCAAUCUAUCACUGAAAAUAAAGACUCGAGUCCAUUGCGUAUACCUUCUUUGGAGGACGGCGAUCACAUAAUGAGUGAUUUGCAUGUCAUUUCAUCUGGGAUAAAAAGCCCUGGUUACUCUCAGUCACUUAGCUCUUAUCUCUCUCAAUUAUCUCCUGAGGAAUUAAAUGACCUCGAAUCUUUUGGCUAUGAUCUACGAACCAUAAUACCAAACCAACCUCUCGAUACCCUCAAUUCACCAAACUUUGUUCAUACAACUAACAAUUCGAACCAUCUAUUCCAAUCUACCACAUCUCAAAAUGGCCAAAAAAUACCCCAAGUUGUCCAACUUCCUUUGUCUAUUGACACUCUUUACUCUAAUCUGGAACAUUCGCUUGAAUCACUUUUCGAAGCAUUACAUAAUCCAAACUUAGUUCCUAUCGAAGAUCUUCACGCAAAAGAUCACGAAAUAGAUUCUCUUAAGGAACAAGUACAAAAAAUUACGGGUCAUUGGGAAAGAGCAAUCAGUACCAUGGACCAAUGGAAAUCGUAUCGUGAGGAACGGCAUCAACGUCUGACACAGAACCAACAAAGCUAG
Molecule: messenger RNA, 1605 nt
Organism: Magnusiomyces paraingens
Lineage: Eukaryota; Fungi; Ascomycota; Dipodascomycetes; Dipodascales; Dipodascaceae
Exons: 2
Coding region: 1-1605 (534 amino acids)
Source: RefSeq, a predicted model, not a curated record